Molecule: messenger RNA, 795 nt
Organism: Durotheca rogersii
Lineage: Eukaryota; Fungi; Ascomycota; Sordariomycetes; Xylariales; Xylariaceae
Exons: 1
Coding region: 1-795 (264 amino acids)
Source: RefSeq, a predicted model, not a curated record
AUGACGCAAAUACACCGAAAAUGCAGCCCCCUGCGGACGCUCGUAGCCCUCCUAUGUCUCUCCAGCCGGGCGGUCGCCGACGACGACGACCCGACGUCGAGCCCGAGCCAGGUGUCGACGGCCUUCACGGACGCGGCGACGGGGAUCAAGAUGGAGCGGUUCUUCGGGGCGCGGACGACGUUCGGGUUCGGGCUGGCGCUGCCGGCGACGCCGGGCAACUCGUUCAUCGGGCAGCUGUCGUUCCCGCUGGCGGACGGGGCGGGGUGGGGGGCGCUGGGGCUGACGGGCGAGAUGGAGAACAACUUCUUCCUGGCGACGUGGCCGGACGGGCGGGGCGGCGUCAUGGCGUCGUUCCGCCAGGGCACCGACGAGGACGACCCGCCCGAGGUCCGGGGCGGCUUCGCGGUGCGCACCAUCCCCGACGCCACCAGCGUCAACGCGACCUUCCUCACCCACACCUUCCUCUGCGAGGGCUGCCUCGACGCCGCGCUCGGCCUCGGCCCCGAGUCCGCCGGCGGCAACGCCGUCAUGGGCUGGGCCCUGUCCGCCCGCGCCGUCCGCAACCCGGCCAGCGCCGGCGCCCGCCUCGGCUUCCACGAGCGCGGCUUCGGCCCCUUCACCAUGCGCCUCGCCCAGGCGCGGUUCGCCGAGUUCGACGGCUGGGCCGCGCUCGCCAACGCGUCGAUCCCCGGGUCGGCGCGGGCCAUCCCCGUCUCCCUCAACGUGGCGCAGAACGGCGACGGUGAUGAUGGGGACGAUUCUGGCGACGAUUCCGACGACGACGACGACGACUGA